Molecule: messenger RNA, 2172 nt
Organism: Rosa rugosa (rugosa rose)
Lineage: Eukaryota; Viridiplantae; Streptophyta; Magnoliopsida; Rosales; Rosaceae
Product: tyrosine-sulfated glycopeptide receptor 1-like
Exons: 2
Coding region: 1-2172 (723 amino acids)
Molecular function (GO): protein binding
Source: RefSeq, a predicted model, not a curated record
AUGGCAAAGGAGCCCAAGCAGCUAACACGUUAUGUCAUCCUCUUCAUCUUCUUUAUCUCUAUCGUCAUUUCUAUAAACCCUGCAUGCAACAAAAUUGAGAGAGACUCCCUUUGGUCCUCCUUUAGGACACUCUCUUCUUUAAAUUGGUUUUCUGAUGACUGCUGUGACUGGGAGGGCAUCACUUGCAAUAUGGCUGGUCAUGUCACUCAUUUGUUGUUGCCCUUCAAAGGGCUCAAAGGAGGUAUUCUUCCCACAUCAUCACUUGAAAAUCUCACGCAUCUCACCCACCUCAAUCUCUCCCACAACUUACUUUAUGGUUCACUUGAGAACACUAGAUUGUUAUUGUCUUUGAGUUGUCUUGAGAUCCUAGAUUUGAGCUAUAACCAUCUUUCUGGACAGCUACCAUUUUUACUACCAUCCGGUAAUAUGCGAACACUGGAUUUGUCCAGCAACCAUUUCCAUGCUGCAAUUGCAUCUUCAUUUUUCCAACAAGCAUGGAACUUGACUAGUUUCAAUGUCAGCAACAAUGACUUCUCAGGUUCUAUCCCAUCAUCUAUUUGUCUCCAUUCUUCUCCGUUCAUUAGGGUAUUAGAUUUUUCCUUAAAUCAUUUCAAUGGUAGUAUUAUUCAUGGAUUAGGGAAAUGCAACAAACUCCAGGUUUUUCGUGCUAGUCACAAUAACCUCUCAGGGUUACUUCCCGAGGAUAACUAUAAUGCUACCAAACUUGAAGAAAUUGCCUUACCCACUAACGGAUUGAGUGGCAUGCUCCCUACAAGUAUCGCCAAGCUUUCUAAAUUGAAACUCUUGCUCCUUCAUUUCAACAAUCUUGAAGGUUCUCUGCCCAUAUCUUUGAUGAAUUGCACCAAUCUUAUAGAAAUACAUUUGGCAUUCAAUAACUUAAACGGGAACAUCACCAUGCUUAAUUUUUCCAAACUCAGUCAACUUACUAAACUUGAUCUAGGGAAUAAUUGCCUUACUGAUGUCGUGCCAAUAAGCCUUUACUCAUGCAAGUUAUUGAAAGCAAUUCGACUGAGUGAGAAUGACCUAGAAGGACAAAUCCAACCUGAGAUUUUGUCAUUGAAAUCCCUGUCCUUCCUCCCGCUUAGUACCAAUAGAUUGACCAACAUGACUAGAGCAAUGAAAUUAUUUAUGCGUUGCAGAAGUCUUGAAUUCUUGGCCUUAGCAUCUGCUUUUGUAGAUGGGGAAACCCGAGCUGAUGUUGGCAUGGUUGAAUUCGAUGGACUCCAAAAUCUUCAAUUUUUGGAUUUGGGUUACUGUGACCUUACUGGUGAAAUUCCUAAAUGGUUAUCUAAGCUCAAGAGGCUAGGCGUCUUGUAUAUGGACCAUAAUAAAAUCACAGGGUCAAUUCCUAGUUGGAUAGGGACUCUUCCAAUGCUGUUUUUUAUCAAUCUGGAAUCCAACCUAAUUUCAGGCGAAUUUCCAAAGGAACUUUGUAGACUACCAAAGUUGUUGUCUGAACAGACUGCAGGUCAAGUAGAUGAUGAUGAGUUUGAAUUGCGUAUCUACGGAUCUAAGGGUACAUUAUCGGUGGAGUACAAGUUUUCUUACUUUGUUCCAGCAAUAUUCAUUGGGAAUAAUACCAUUAGUGGAAACAUACCUAUUGAGAUCGGCCAGUUGCAGCUUCUACAUGGGUUGAGUUUUCGAAAAAACAACUUCUCCAGCAACAUUCCAGAGCAGAUAUCUAACCUCGAGAAUUUGGAGGCAUUGGAUCUCUCCAGGAAUCAGUUUACUGGAAAUAUCCCAUCAUCAUUUACAAAGCUUAAUUUUUUGGCAGUCUUUAAUGUCUCGUACAAUAAUCUUGAAGGAUCAAUACCAAGAGGCACUCAGCUCCAAAGUUUCAAUGCUUCUGCAUUUGAAGGGAACCUAAAACUUUGUGGUCCACCACUUCCAAAUGAGUGUCCAGCAAACGAUGACAAUGAUAAUGCAGGUUACAGCCAAGACCAUACAGAGGAUGAGCAUGAAAAUCUAAUUUCAUGGUUCCACACUUCCAUCAUUCUCGGCUUCAUUGUAGGAUUUUGGGGAGUUUGUUGCCCUUUAGUGCUAAAAAAGAAGUGGAGAUACGGAUAUUUCAAAUUCCUAAACAGAGCACAAGAUUUUCUCUACGUGAUCAUAAUUGAUUGUGUGUAUGGCAAGAGAAGGCUUAGAAGGUAG